AUGCCGGACACGUAUUCUGCCCGGACUGCAAGCGAAGCACGAAGGAGAUGUUCGACCACUCCGCCGGCGACACGAUGUGCUCCAAGUGUGGCCUCGUCCUCGAGUCUCGCUCCAUCGAUGAGACCUCCAAGUGGCGCACCUUCACCAACGAAUCCGCCAACAACCACCCUGUUCGUGUUGGCGGCCCCCUUCCUCUCUGAUAGUGGCCUCUCCACUCUCAUCUCCUCCAGCACCUGCUAUGCCGCCACCGUUCUGACUCCCUUCCAUCCUUUUUUCCUUGGCUGCAGGCAGAGCCAUGGAGCCAACUCUGAUCGUUCCCUCAUCAUCGCCUUCCGUACUAUCGCUGUCAUAGCCGACAGAUCCUUGUCUGGUAAAAAUUACCAACGGAUCCCCGAUCGGUUUGUAAAAUUACCAACAGAUCCCCUAUCGCAACAAAAACAAUGUACAACAACAUGUCCACUGGCUAUGGAAGAAAAGUAAAAAGAAAAGAAGGAACAACGGGAAAAAGAGAUCCAUAUAUUCACCCUUCUCCUCCAAUGUGCCAAUUCUAUUUCAGCCAAUGACUUUGACAGUGCUUAUCAUUCACUUCUAGUGGUGUCACAGCUUGCAUCCCCUUUUAGUUCUUCACCAGCUCAGCGCAUUGCAGCCUACUUCUCUGAAGCAAUAUUAGCUCACGUUAUUAGAUUAAGAGUAGUCGGUUUUAUUCCCAUUCCUGUUCAUUUCUUUCAACACCAACACCUUGGGAUGGCGUUCCAGGUCUUCAAUGGCCUCACCCCAUUCAUCAAGUUCUCACAUUUUACUGCAAACCAAGCCAUACAAGAGGCACUAGAGCAAGAAGACCGGGUUCAUAUCAUUGAUUUUGAUAUCAUGCAAGGCCUCCAAUGGCCUGGUCUUUUCCACAUUCUGGCUUCACGGCCUCAAGGACCACCGACGGUGAGGCUUACUGGUUUUGGCUUGUCACCGGAAUCACUGGAGGCCACCGGGAAGAGAUUAGCCAGCUUUGCUGAUUCAUUAGGGUUGUCCUUCCAGUUCCAUGGUAUCACAGAGAAAGUCGGAAAUUUAAACUUAGAGCAUGUAAUUAGUGUCACAGAGAAAGAAGCCGUGGCGGUGCAUUGGUUGCACCACUCACUCUAUGAUGUCUCUGCCUCUGAUCAUAAUACACUCUUGCUAUUGCAAAGGUUGAAACCAAAGGUGGUAACAAUGGUGGAACAAAACCUUAACAAAGGUACAAGACCAUUCAUGGCACGUUUCACAGAGGCCAUACACUACUACUCAGCAAUGUUUGAUUCUUUAGCUGCAACUCAUAAUGAAGAUAACGAAAGCCGUAGUAUUGUAGAGCAUGAAAUACUGCACCGGGAGAUCAGAAACCUGAUCACCGGGCCGGUCGCUGGGGAGGUUAAGUUUGAUGAUCACUGGAGAGUGAAACUGAGUGAAUCCGGCUUCCGGAGAUUAUCUUUGGCAGGAAAUGCAGCAGCUCAGGCAAGUCUUUUGAUGAGCAUGUUUGAUUGUGAUGGAUAUAGUCUUGUUGAAGAGAAUGGUACACUAAAAUUAGGAUGGAAGAACUUUUGCCUGCUUACUGCUUCAGCUUGGCAAUUCAUCAGUUAA
This is a messenger RNA of Dioscorea cayenensis subsp. rotundata (Guinea yam), 1605 nucleotides long. Its product is annotated as protein SCARECROW-like. Gene Ontology annotation, molecular function: DNA-binding transcription factor activity; sequence-specific DNA binding. The transcript has 5 exons. Gene Ontology annotation, cellular component: nucleus. Lineage: Eukaryota; Viridiplantae; Streptophyta; Magnoliopsida; Dioscoreales; Dioscoreaceae. The record is from RefSeq and is a predicted model, not a curated record. Gene Ontology annotation, biological process: bundle sheath cell fate specification; radial pattern formation; maintenance of protein location in nucleus.